AUGAUUGAAGUCGCCACAAGAAGAUGGGUGAAAAAGGUUGGGGUAGGGCUACAUACGUACAGAUCAUUUCCAACGGAAGAGAUAGGUGUUACUUCGGGCGAAAGAGUUGUGGGCUACGUUGAAACGAGGUACUUGGAAAUUGGACGGGAGGCGGAGAGUGUUGCGGCGAUCGUGGCGGUCAUGGGGAUGUCUGGAGCAGGUGUUGCUGCAGUUUGGGGAGCCGAGGGGCGAGUUGGGGACGGAGAUCCAACGUCCGUGCGAUCUGCAGUGCCGCCCCGUCCCAAACAGCAUCCUGGCGGACUUCGUAAACCUGGAGGACCUGCGAACAACGAAAAGAAGUCAAUAGAAUAUCGGGGCUCAAAUGUAGAUACGGCUUCCUCCCCAUGUCCUUGGACAAAAAUUGAUCAAUAUCUUCGAUAUGUUGCUGCAUUGCUUGUGACAUCGGUUUCGAUGGGAGCUGGGGUGCGAAGAGUAAAUGGGCUCGUCAGAGUGGUGGAAGUGAGGGAACAGAGGUGGCGGUGGCGGUGGAUGCGAUGGAAGAGCAGGGAUUGUGGAGUGAGAUGGAUGAGAGGUGGCGGUGGGUGGGAGUUUCGCCCAACUAAGAAGAGCUUGGGCUUGGGUUCCCGAAUCUGCGGUGGAAAGCAACGCAUGGAGAAACGGGGAAGUAACGGAGGAAUGCAACUAGAAGGCUGCAUUUUUGACAGCUUUUUGACGGCACGCACUCUUCAGCGUCUACGGACGCCCCCCAUCGGAACGCUGAACGGUUACGAUGGGUAAAUAUCUGGAGUAGUAAUAACGAGCAAUUGUGGUCGCUCUCCUUUUUGAUCCCAUGUGCAAAAACUGUAAGUUCGCCAGCUCAGGGAAGUGGAAACAGGGCAACGCUCAAAAAUGCUUGAGUUUCCUGAAAACGUCAAGACGAACCACCAUCUUAGCCUCCCCUAUAUCCGAUCUUAGAGCGUAUGCAUUACCGUUGCUGUGCAGCUGAAGUAAGUACAUGGACAGAAAUUGAAGUGCAAGUGGAAGACCGAACUUGAAACGCACGAAACGGUGGAGCAGAUCCCUCGCUCGCAGGACACAAAGCACAUUGCCCCAUAUUUUUCAGACUGAUUGAGGCGCGC
This is a messenger RNA of Fimicolochytrium jonesii, 1118 nucleotides long. RefSeq lists its product as uncharacterized. The coding region runs from base 1 to 777 and encodes 258 amino acids. The record is from RefSeq and is a predicted model, not a curated record. Lineage: Eukaryota; Fungi; Chytridiomycota; Chytridiomycetes; Spizellomycetales; Powellomycetaceae. The transcript has 4 exons.